GGAUUGGCCAAAGACGGUGUUUGUCUUGUUUGAGGGCACGUGGCAGUGGGUUCGAUGCCCUAUGGGUUAUGCAAUGCGCCGACAACUUUUCAGCGGGCAACGAAUGUCACUUUCCAGAACUUCGUAAACAAGACCAGGCUAACUCAGGGCAUGAUCAACUUUUGCGUUAUCGUGUACGUGAACGAUAUUUUGGUGUAUUCAGAAUCAUUCCAUGGACACGCGCAGCAUAUUGAAUGGACACUUGGCGCGCUGCGUGACGCCGGUUUCAAGAUUGCGUUGGAGAAAAGCGAAUUCUUCCUGUCUGAGAUCUCGUUCCUGGGCUACGUGGUAACCCGAGGAGGCUUGAGACCGGAUUCGAGGAAGGUCAAGGCUGUUCGAGAAGCACCCACGCCCACUUCAUUGACGCAGGUUCGAGCCUUCCUGGAACUGGCCUCGUAUUACCGACGGUUUAUCAAGGGCUUUGCGGCAAUCGCUCGACCCCUGAUGAACCUCCUGCGGAAGGACCAGCCGCUGAGCUGGGACGCGGAGUUCUCCCCUCUGCUUAGUGAGGACGUCGAGUUGCCACUCAUCCAAGCUUGGAAGACGGACACAGCGGGGGAUUUUCUAGGAUUCGUCUUCGGAUCAGUUGAGCAGGGCCAUCGGCGGACGAUCGUAAGCGAGUUGUUGAUCCUCCAGACCGAGCUGCUAGACGACCUUCCGCUGGAUGUCAUCUCGCACUCCGACAAGAGUCCAGUACCGCACAUCCUCUCGCGCAGCUUGGUACCGUAUCUGCAAUGGUCAGCAUGCCUGGAAGGCGAUGAUGAUAACGCUUGUUACCCAUCGCACAGCUACCUGGAUCCCUUGACCAUUGCGGACGCUCUCUUCAACCCGGUGAGCGGAGGAGAAGAGGAAGAGGAGGAGGAAGAGGAAGAAGACGAGGAAGAGACCUCCGAAGAGGACGAGGAUUAUAGUGAGCAUAGCGAGCAUGAGGCGGGGGUGGUGAGCGAAGAAGAAGAAGAAGAAGAGCGGGAGGAGGCCGAAGAAGAAGCGGCCGGAGAAGAGGUAGCGGAUGAGGCGGAAGCCCAGGAAGAGGAUCUGGAGGCAGAACGGCGCAGGGCGACCAUUGCGGAAGGAAAGUGACCAUUGGAGUAGUCGGUGGGAAUUGAUCUGCCUGUUCCAGACGACCCGACUAAAGAUCCCGAGCCGCCAGCCAAGGAAG
Molecule: messenger RNA, 1198 nt
Organism: Chara braunii
Lineage: Eukaryota; Viridiplantae; Streptophyta; Charophyceae; Charales; Characeae
Source: the annotation of a GenBank genome assembly